Racocetra persica is the source of this 406-nucleotide messenger RNA. The record is from the annotation of a GenBank genome assembly. Lineage: Eukaryota; Fungi; Glomeromycota; Glomeromycetes; Diversisporales; Gigasporaceae.
GAUGCUGAUGUUGAUGACUUGGGACGUUUGUUGAAAAUUUUAGAAAGAUCUGUUCGAGAAGUCGAAACACUAGAUUUAUUCCCACGUGAUUAUAUGGCGUCUUCUAAAUCAAAUAAUAGAUCCCAAAAUAAAGUCUCUGAUUCAAUGAGCGUAGACGAUGACUCCAUGGAUGAGGAUGAUAAAUGUAUUGACUCUCAUUUACGAAAAGUUGAAGAAAAGAUUAGUAAAAUAAUUAACGGGAUUGAAGCUGCUACUGCUGCAUUCAUUAUUAUGACUGGUGGUAAUUUGAGUAAGCAGCUCUAUCCGGAAGAUCUAAUCACGUCGAGUCUUAAUCUUGUAAAAAAUCAACUUGUGGGUGUGAUCUAUCGUAUAUUUGAAAUGAACAUAUCGGAAGAUGCAUUAAACA